Messenger RNA from Meloidogyne enterolobii, 1650 nucleotides. NCBI's taxonomy places the organism in Eukaryota, Metazoa, Nematoda, Chromadorea, Rhabditida, Meloidogynidae. The record is from the annotation of a GenBank genome assembly.
AUGUAUUAUAAUAGGCCAAUUUACUACUAUACUACUACUUCUACAACAACCACUACUACAACAACACCGACAACGACAACCGAGGAAACAACUACCACACCAGAGGGUACAACCACACAAGAAGAAACAACCCCAACACCUGAAGAUACAACCACACAGGAGGAAACAACCCCAACACCAGAGGACACAACCCCAACACCUGAAGAUACAACUACACCAGAGGAAACAACUCCUACACCUGAAGAUACAACCCACACGCCUGAGGACACAACCCCAACGCCUGAAGAUACAACCACGUCAGAGGAAACAACUCCUACCCCAGAGGAUACAACACCCACGUCUGAAGAUACAACCCCCACAGCAGAGGAUACAACUCCCACACCUGAGGACACAUCCCCGCCGUCCGAAGAAACAACUCUCCCAUCAGAGGACACAACUCUCCCACAAGAGGAUACAACACCACCCGCUGAAGAUACAACUCCUCCACCAGAGGACACAACUCUCCCACAAGAGGAUACAACCCCGCCCGCUGAGGACACAACUCCGCCGCCUGAAGAUACAACUCCUCCACCAGAGGAUACAACUCCGCCGUCUGAGGACACAACUCAGCCGCCUGAGGACACAACUCCUCCACCAGAGGAUACAACUCCGCCGCCUGAAGAUACAACUCCUCCACCAGAGGAUACAACUCCGCCGUCUGAAGACACAACAGAAUCAACGAGUGAUGUUACACCAGUUUCUGAUGAAACUCGUACUGAUAUUACAACUCCAACUGGAACAGAAGGUACUCCGCCAACACCAAAGCCUCCAUGUCCUCCAGAUUACGAAUUCUUUAAGGAGGGAAAUUGUUGCAUUCUAAUUUCCUCGCCAGAGAAAAAACCAUUAACUUGGAAAGAAGCUAGUGAGGAAGCGAAGAAGAAUGGGGCUCGAAUGGCUUCCAUACAUUUUAAAAAGGAGGAUGAUUUUAUAAGAAAUCUUGUGGAGAAACAACCAAAAGGACAGGGUAAAGACAACCCUGUCUACUUUACUGGAUUACAAGUAAAUGCCACAAAUGGAAAGAUUGACAAGUUCACGUGGUCUGACAAUACUCGUCCGAAUACGGAUCCUUGGGGACCAAAAACUACAUUUAAUGGAAAUACUGGAUUUGGUGGAAUUUCAAAAGACCCGAGCGGAAAGGCAACGUGGGGUCUUUAUGAUCCGAAUCAAAAGGGAGGUUAUGUGUGGAAGAUUGACUUGGCCAACAAAGUACCGGAACCAGGCAAUCCAACAGGAGGAGUUGGCCCAGUAGGGAAUAAUGGAUUACCGGCUGGUUAUAAAUGCACUACAGGCUGUAAUCCGUCUUCUAUAAAAUUGAAGGCAGAAAAAGGGCAACCAAGUCCGGUUGAUGAAGGACCUGUAGAAAAAAAUGGGUGCCAAACUGAUGUGUUGAGUUGUACAACAAAUCAACCAAUUGCCACUAUAGCGUUUGGAACCCAAGGAAGUCUUAAAUCCAAUCAACGUGAUAAAAGAAAUGUGAGAGCUCAAGUAUUUUGUGUUGAGGAAGAGAAAACCAAGAAGAAAGGAUGGAUUAGAAAUGGGGUAGAUAAUAAUCCAAAAUUAUUCUUCAUUGAAGAGGUAAAGAUGAGAGAAAAAUAUUUAAAUAAUUUUUAA